Tuber aestivum (summer truffle) is the source of this 1201-nucleotide messenger RNA. Lineage: Eukaryota; Fungi; Ascomycota; Pezizomycetes; Pezizales; Tuberaceae. The record is from the annotation of a GenBank genome assembly.
CAAAGUGUCUACCGUGUCCCAAUCACCACCACCACCACCACCACCACCACCACCACUCCAAUCGCUACCUACCUCCCCAGCCGGUUCGGCCUCUCGGCCACAGCGAAAACAGCAGUGGUAGGAACAGCAAUGGCACCGCCAGUCCCCUUCCGUGAGGCAAUGAUCUCGCCGGUAGGAGACAUGCUCAUUCACCUACUCACACCCACGCACACACUGUAUCACAAAGCCUCCGCAAGCAUACUAAUCACCAUGUCAAAGGUAUUCUCAGUAAUGCCAUGCCCUACCUCACUAUUCUCUGAAGCUCAGCGCGUUAACAAUCUCCCGUACUCCUCGACGGAGCCAUUCGUACUAAGUCUCCACGACGACAACCCCGUAGUGCUCUAUAUCCUACUGAAAGCCUUACACAGUCACCCACCCGUUCCCCGGUGAUUAUCAUUCAAGCAGCUGAUAAAGAUGGCCUUGGUAGUGGAUGAGUAUGACGACUGCUCACACGCGACGAGGAAGUAAGGCGAAAGUUGGAUGAAGUGCUGGACGUCUCUAGUCGAGAAGCGGUGCCAGGAGUGGUUAUUCAUAGCAUGAGUGUAGGGUGUGGAGAAUAUUUGCGCAAAGUUGUUUAAGAAGGCAGUUGGAGGCUUGUGUCCAGGGGGUUGAGGGGAGUAUAGAUAAAAUUCCAAUUUUCAAGGUAAAGGAAAGUAGAGGUAAGCCCAGAGAGUUUGUGCCCAAAGCCGUGUUACGUAGUACCGGUAUAUCCAUCCCCAGCCAGCCAGCUCCGCUAGGAUUCUGAUGAAGAAAUCGCGAUAUCAGAGAAGCGAUAUCAAGUGGCAGCACUCAGCUCCUCACUCACGUAGGACUGGUGUUUACGCCUCUUUUUAACCGCUACCAACCUUCACAACCGCUCCUCCAGUGCGCUGCCACACCUCCCGACCUCAGCUGCGAUGCUCUAGUAUUCUCUAUCUUGUAUCGCAAGCUCUCCGAAUUAAACCUUCUUCUUUGGAACACAAUCGAGGGCUUGGACAAGUUUACGGUUAACAAAGUAGUGGGCUGGGUCCUCAACAUAACUCCCUGGUCCCUGAUCUGAGAAGGAGGGAUGAAAAUUCUGUCUUUUGAAAAGCAUAGAGAGAAAUGCGAUCCACUCAAGAAACUUGCAGCCGAAGUUAAGCUAGCUAUAUCUAGGGGCGAGGGGAGUAAAAAGCGGGAGAUG